AUGAAACUUGCAAAAUAUUUUUCUCUUUUUUCAAAUAUUUUUUGCGAUGAGAGACCAAAUGUAAUCAUUUUGAUUGCAGAUGACUUUGGAGUUGGGGAUUUCAGAGUAAAUCAAGCGAGAGGAAAAGUCCCGACGCCGAAUAUUGAUAGAUUGGGGACAGAAGGAGUCAACUUCAAGGAUGCUCAUGCUGGUUCAGCUCGUUGCGGACCGAGUCGAUACAUGCUCAUGACAGGCCGAUAUUCCAUGCAACAGGGCAAGAACCGAAUUCUAAAAGCCGGCCGCGAACCCCACCUCGGCCAAAUGUUCAAAAAAGCGGGCUACACGACUGGAAUUUUCGGAAAAUCGCAGCCGCUGAAAACUGAAACGCUCAAUAUGGACCAGACGCCUGAAGAACGAGCCGAACAAAGAAGAAAGGUUCUAGAAUGGAAGAAAAUUAGCUAUAAAAAUCCGCAAAGCAGAACUCCUGGAGAUGAGAAAAGGCUUUAUCAAGUUCCGGGAAAUUAUACGAAACCGGUUUCGGAAGUAAAAGAUUUUGACUACGACUAUUCAUUUACCUCAGGCUCCCCUUGCUGCCAACCAAACGGAUAUUUCGAAAACGGUCUCCAAACUGAGCCCUUUACUGAAUGGGCUAUUCAACGGACCUUCCCGGAAGGCUCUAUUCGAAACGAUACUGCCAGGAUUAACAGAGAAGAAUUUGGGGUCGGGGCUUACGUUGCUGCUCCCUGGUUCGAGGAAGAAACUUUUGGGGAGGUUCUGAUGGGCAACUAUCCCAGAUCGAUGGUCGCGCAAAAAAACUACGAUUCUAGAACGAUGGACGAGGUCGUUUCCAACAAGCUUUUCGAUUUCAUCCGCUCGCAAGAAGCCUCCACCACUCCUUUCUUCACCUACUACGGGAUGCGUUCUGGUCAUCGUCCUUUCAACUCCCCCCUUCGCUUCCGAAACACGACCGAAGCCGGUGUCGUUGGAGACAUGAUCGCCGAGGCAGACGACAUCGUCGGAAAUCUCUUCAAAACCCUGGAAGAAACGGGCAAAAUCCACAAUACUUUGAUUCUGCUCAUGUCGGACAACGGAGCGGACCAUUCCAGCGAGUUCAACAGAAUUCUCUACAAUCACACUCAAAAUGCCAUCGACCUUGGAGGCGAGCACUGGCAAUUGAAGGGGUUUAAAAACUACAACUGGGAAGGAGGUCAUCGAUUGCCCUUCAUGUGGUGGUACCCAAAGCAGUUUCCGGCGAAGACAGUGGAGGACAAAGUCGUCUCCUAUGUCGAUGUUUUCAGAACUCUUUCCGACAUCAUCAACUACUCCCCCUCCUGCAACGAAGGGCCCGACAGCCGCUCCCUCCUCCCUCUUCUGACCGGCGCCUCUGAUGAGAUCAAAGGACCGCAGUGGAUCAUGACUCAUGCCGUCUACCAAGGAAUUCAAUCGAUCAGAUGGAACAAGUGGAAACUCAUCCCGGAAAUUUCCGAGUUUUAUAAUCUCGAGCAAAAUCCAGACGAAACUGUUAAUCAGUUUGAGAAAGAAUGGGCAAAGCCGAUCAUCGCCAGACUUCAAAAUAAACUCGAUGAGAAUUUGAGGUUGAUAGAAGAAAGAGAAGAAAAAACUGACUACGGAAGACUUAAUCUUUGCUUUCCUUUAAAAUGGGCAUAA
This is a messenger RNA of Oikopleura dioica, 1647 nucleotides long. The record is from the annotation of a GenBank genome assembly. Lineage: Eukaryota; Metazoa; Chordata; Appendicularia; Copelata; Oikopleuridae.